AUGAAGUUAAUUGGAUUGUUUUGCACUCUCUUGAUUUGCGUUGCUUUUGUCUCUGCCAACGAGCUUGACAACUCUGACUUGCACAUCUCCCAAAAGGUAAUCGGAACAUGGACUGACGGUAGCCGUGGAAAUCGUCAAUACACUCAAUAUGAUGUCACCGUAACCAACGUAUCACACAGAAACAUUAAAAACUUUUUCAUUGAUACUGACUACACUUUCAGAGUUCGUGAUGGUACUGCCUAUUGGAAUGUUGUAAGAUUACCAAACGGUGAUCUCACUCUCCCAUCAUACCAAACAUCAAUCAAUGCUGGUGCUAGCUACACUUUUGGUUUCAUUCUUCUUGGAUCACCAUCUUCACCAGCCAACCUCCAAGUUGGUGAGGUUCAUUUAACCAGAUCUAAAGAAUAUGCAAAUAAAAAUGAAAGAAAUCAAGAUUCUUUACCCGAUUUUUAUGUUUUUACAAAUAAAAUUGGAGAUCCAACAAAGAGUAUCUUGCAUUACCAAAAAAAAUUUGAUAUUUAA
This is a messenger RNA of Heterostelium album PN500, 522 nucleotides long. Its product is annotated as carbohydrate-binding domain-containing protein. Lineage: Eukaryota; Evosea; Eumycetozoa; Acytosteliales; Acytosteliaceae. Gene Ontology annotation, biological process: extracellular matrix organization. The record is from RefSeq and is a predicted model, not a curated record. Gene Ontology annotation, molecular function: extracellular matrix structural constituent; hydrolase activity, hydrolyzing O-glycosyl compounds; polysaccharide binding. Bases 1 to 522 code for a protein of 173 amino acids. Gene Ontology annotation, cellular component: extracellular matrix. The transcript has 3 exons.